CACUGGCCAUUCGUGAGAGGUGGGCAUUUCUUGACAAUCAUGAAGACGAGCCAUCUCAUACAGAGAAAAAAGACAAAGAGCUUGAGCCUACUUACAAGUACAAUCAGCCGGCGUACCUUGAUCGACAUCUGCGGACUGCCGCGGAAAUCGAGGAAUGUUUGAAAAAGAACGAAAUUAUUCCAAAUUUCUUCCCCAUCUCUCCUAAAUACGAGGCAUUUGUAACAUUCGAGGGUGGUAUAGAGCCAAACAUGGGAAAUGUGAUAAGACCGGAACAAGCUUGAUUCGGUCCGCAUACAAUCGCCUUUAAAUAUGAACCCGACCGCUACUAUUGCAUUGUCAUGACAGGUCUCGAUGAGCCUCCCAGAACAAUCCGACCGAAAGAGAGUUUCUUCAUUGGAUCAGUGGGAACUUUAUAACUGAUAGCUUUCUAGCAGGAGAUGACAUAAUCCAAUACUACCCCAUCUUAC
Messenger RNA from Bemisia tabaci, 467 nucleotides. NCBI's taxonomy places the organism in Eukaryota, Metazoa, Arthropoda, Insecta, Hemiptera, Aleyrodidae. The record is from RefSeq and is a predicted model, not a curated record.